This is a messenger RNA of Euleptes europaea (tarantolino), 1328 nucleotides long. RefSeq names its product divergent protein kinase domain 1B (gene DIPK1B). The record is from RefSeq and is a predicted model, not a curated record. The transcript has 5 exons. Lineage: Eukaryota; Metazoa; Chordata; Lepidosauria; Squamata; Sphaerodactylidae. The coding region runs from base 26 to 1324 and encodes 432 amino acids.
CCGGCCCCCGGCGAAGCAGCGCAGCAUGAGGCGGCGGCGGCGGCUGGCGCAGCUGGUGCUCUUCUGCCCCUUCUCCGGGGCCCUGCAGAGCCGUCUUCCUGGCAUCAAGGUGAAAUACCUUUUCCUUGCCUGGCUGGGCAUUUUUGUGGGCAGCUGGGUGGUCUACAUGCAUUAUUCUUCUUACUCCGAACUCUGCCGAGGACACGUCUGCCAGAUGGUCAUUUGCGACCAGUAUAAUAAAGGGAUAAUUUCUGGGUCCACGUGCAAAGACCUGUGUGAGGACCACACUCUGGUGUUCCAGCAGUGUCUGUCAUCCUCUCCGACACACCAGGUGUACAGCGGACUCUGGAAGGAGAAGGAGGUGAUCGUUAAGUGUGGCAUUUCUGAGGACUCCCUGAAGGUCGACAGCAGCCCAGACUCUGUGCUCAGGAGAGACGUGGUUCUCUUCGACAAGCCCACAAGGGGAACUUCAAUGGAUGAAUUCCGAGACAUGCUCCUGAAUUUCUUAAAAUCCAACCUGGGAGACCAGCCCUCUCUUGCACCCUUAGUGAACAAGAUUAUUACCGUGGCUGAUGUCAGCCAGGAUGGCAAAUUGUCUUUGGCAGAGGCCAAAUCCAUAUGGGCCCUGCUCCAGCAGAAUGACUUUCUGCUCACCCUGUCUUUGCAUGAGAAAGAACACGCCUCCAAACUGCUUGGCCACUGUGGGGAUCUGUACAUCACUGAGAAGAUCGCCCACACCUCCUUCUACAACAUGGACGUCCCUCAGUUUCUGCAGCCACUGUUGCCUUCUGCCAUCCAGAGAGUUAUUCACCAGUGGUUCUCCCCAGCGUGGUCACGGCGAGCCAAAAUUGCCAUAGGCCUUUUGGAAUUUGUGGAGGAGAUAUUUCAUGGCACCUAUGGGAACUUCUACAUUUGUGAGACCGGCUUCAGGAACAUGGGCUAUAACAACAAGUAUGACUUCAAGAUCGUUGACCUGAGAAAAGUGGCAACAGAGAUGACAAUCCGGCGGUUCCUCAAGGGGCGCCACUGUGAGAAGAACAUUGACUGUACCUACGGGAAGGACUGCGUGGCGCCCUGUGACAAGCUCAUGAAGCUGUGCAAGAGCGACGUGGUCCAGCCCAACCUGGCCAAAGUGUGUGGCCUUCUCCAGGAGUUCUUGCUCCAUGGAGUGCCCCCGGACCUCAGAGAGGAGCUGCAGAAGCAGCUGAAAACCUGCACCACUCUCAGUGGCUUGGCAAGCCAAAUGGAAGUCCAUCACUCACUCGUGCUGAACAGUCUCAAGACACUGCUGUGGAAAAAAAUUUCAAAUACCAAAUACUCAUAGAGAU